Messenger RNA from Rotaria sp. Silwood1, 462 nucleotides. The record is from the annotation of a GenBank genome assembly. Lineage: Eukaryota; Metazoa; Rotifera; Eurotatoria; Philodinida; Philodinidae.
AUGAUUGCUGAUCCAUCAACGCCUUUGGCACUCAUCGAUAGUGUCAGUUAUUUCAAUGCAGAGCAAGAAGUUCUUUUCUCCUUGCAUACUGUGUUUCACGUUAGUGAAAUCAAGAAAAUUGAGAAAAAUAAUCGAUUUUAUCAAGUAACACUGAUAUUGACUAGUGACAACGAUCAAGAACUGCAAAUUCUAACCCAACGGAUACGAGAAGAAACGUCGCCUCGUACACAAGAAUGGUAUCGUAUCGGUGAAUUACUUUUGAAACUAGAUCAAUUCGACAAAGCGGAACAAGUAUAUUCAACUGUUCUACAGCAAACACCCAGUGCUAAAGAUCAAGCAGAUAUUUAUUAUCAAUUUGGAUGCAUUAAAAAUAAUCAAGGUCAUUAUGAAAAAGCCAUAUCAUUUUAUGAACGAACAAUUGAAAUCGAUCGAAAAUCUGUUUCCAUAAAUUUUUGUCAUUAG